AUGUUUGGAAUAAUCCUGGCCGCUACAUCCGAACGCAAGCAGAUCACGAAACUAGCAUUUGCAUCCAAGAUGAGGUUGAUAGCCAGUAUCCCGGUCACUAUUUUCACCUGGGUUUGGAAGGGGCCUAUGGAAAUCUCCUUGACUACAGGAAAGGUCCCUCGAGAACUUUCGCUCUUGUCCCACUUGGAGGCAUUACACAUCGUCAGCAAUCGUAAUGUAACUGCUACGUUGGAAGACAUGAUCCCAGUUGAGCUCCAGAAAGAUGUCAAUUUAAAGAGUCUGCAGUUUUGGGGCAAUGAUCUGAUUUCAGGUGCCAUUCCUGACCAUGUGUGGAAGAUGUCUCACUUGCAAGUGUUCAACAUUGGAGGAAACAUCGUUGAGGGAAAGCUUGAUCCGGCAGUUGGCAACUUGGUGAAUCUAACCAAAUUGGAAGUGGGUUCCAACAAGAUGACUGGCACGCUGCCAUCAGAAUUAGGAGCACUUUCUGCCUUGACCACUCUGAUUGUUGACUACAACCUUUUCUCUUUGGCCCUUCCCCACAGAAGUUUGGCAAAUGACCAAAUUGGAGGAACUUUCGGUUGA
Molecule: messenger RNA, 582 nt
Organism: Seminavis robusta
Lineage: Eukaryota; Bacillariophyta; Bacillariophyceae; Naviculales; Naviculaceae
Source: the annotation of a GenBank genome assembly